CCCGCGUUUGGCUGCUCUCGAGGAGGCGGGAGCCCCUGGAGAGGAUGCGCCCCGCGGAGCCGCCUGGGCCUGCGGGAGCCGGCUGCCCUUGAGAUGGAGUUGCUGUCCCUGUGGCUCUGCCUGGGUUUUCACUUGUUAGCACUGCAAUGGAGGAACAACGGCGGAACGGCCACCGCCGCUUCCCAAGGGGGCUGCAAGUUGACGGAUGGAGCCGCUGACUGCCGGGGGCAGGGCCUGGCUUCGGUGCCCAGCAGCCUCCCACCGCACUCAAGGACGCUCGUCCUGGACGCCAACCCCCUGCAGACGCUGUGGAACCACUCUCUGCAGCCUUACCCGCUCCUGGAGAGCCUCAGCCUGCACGGCUGCCACCUGCAGCGCCUGGGCCGCGGCGCCUUCCACCAGCAAGGCCGGCUGCGCAGCCUGGGCCUGGCUGACAACCGCCUGGCGCAGGACUACAGGGAGGCGGCCGCGGCGCUCCGCACCCUGCCGCGCCUGCAGACGCUGGACCUGGCGGGCAACUCCCUGACGGAAGACAUGGCGGCCGUGCUGCUGCACAACCUGUCCUCGCUGGAGGCCGUGUCCCUGGCGAGGAACACCAUCAUGAGGCUGGAUGAGUCGGUCUUCGAGGGCCUGGAGCACCUCCGCGAGCUGGAUCUGCAGCGCAACUACAUCUUCGAGAUCGAGGGCGGCGCCUUCGACGGCCUGACGGAGCUGAGGCGGCUCCACCUGGCCUAUAACAACCUGCCCUGCAUCGUGGACUUCCGCCUCACGCAGCUGCGCUUCCUGAACGUCAGCUACAACGGCCUGGAGUGGUUCCUGGCGUCCCGGACCGAGGCGGCCUUCGAGCUGGAGACGCUGGACCUGUCCCACAAUCAGCUGCUGUUUUUCCCACUCCUGCCCCAGUGCGGCAAGUUGCGCACGCUCCUGCUCCAGGACAACAACAUGGGCUUCUACAGGGACCUGUACAACACCUCGUCGCCGCAGGAGAUGGUGGCCCAGUUCCUGCUGGUGGACGGCAACGUGACCAACAUCACCACCGUCCACCUCUGGGAGGAGUUUGCCUCCAGCAGCCUCCCGGACCUCCACCUCCUGGACUUGAGCCAGAACCAGUUCCAGUACCUGCCCGAGGGCUUCCUGGGGAAAAUGCCUUCCCUCUCCCGCCUGGACCUCAACCGGAACUGCCUGAUGACACUCCACAUCCGGGAGCAGGAGCCCCCCGGGGCGCUCACCGAGCUGGACCUGAGCCACAACCAGCUGUCCGAGCUGCACCUGGCCCCGGGGCCCGGCGGCUGCCUGCGCAACCUGCGCUCCUUCAACCUGAGCUCCAACCAGCUCCUGGGGGUCCCCCCUGGCCUUUUCGCCAGUGCCAGUAACCUCACUACAGUCGACAUGAGCCACAAUCGGAUCUCCCUUUGCCCCUCACCGGCCCCUUCGGGCCGGACGGCGCCCCGCAGCUGCGUGGACUUCAGGCAUAUGGCGUCUCUCAGGAGCCUGUCUCUGGAGGGCUGCGGGCUGGAGGCAUUGCAGGACUGCCCGUUCCAGGGGACGCCCCUCACUCACUUAGACCUGUCCGGCAAUUGGGGGGUUCUGAACGGCAGCGUCACCCCUCUCCGGGACGUUGCCCCCACGUUGCAGGUCCUGUCUCUCAGGAAUGUGGGCCUCAGCCCCAGCUUCCCGGAGUUGGAUUUCUCCGCCUUUGGGAAUCUGCGCGACUUGGAUCUGUCGGGAAAUGCCUUGACCAGCUUCCCGAGGUUCGGGGGCAGCCGGGCCCUGCAGACCCUGGAUCUCCGCAGAAACUUGCUCAGGGCCCUUCCCCAGAGGGCUGUGUCCGAGCAGCUCUGGCGAAGCCUGCGGACCGUCUACCUCAGUCAGAAUCCCUAUGACUGCUGCGCCGUGGAGGGCUGGGGGGCCCUGCAGCGCCUGCAGGCCGUGGCCGACUUGGCCUUCGUCACUUGCAACCUCUCCUCCAAGGUCAUCCGCGUGCUGGAGCUGCCGGGUAGUGUGUCUCAGGACUGUAAGUGGGAGCGGGUGGACACAGGCCUGCUCUACCUUGUGCUCAUCCUUCCCAGCUGCCUCACCCUGCUGGUGGCCUGCACCGUCAUCUUCCUCACCUUUAAGAAGCCUCUGUUCCUGCUCAUCAAGACCCGCUGCCGCUGGUCCUCCGUGUACUGACCCAGCUCUGGGCUGCACAUCCAAGGACAGCUCCGUGCUGGGUCCCAAGCCGAGGUCUAAAUUAAAAGUUAAAAUGGUUCUAUCCCUUACCCUCUGCCCCCACCCCCAAGUUCUUCAUGGUGGUCCAUCUUCCUCAUCCUGGUCAAAUAUUUA
Molecule: messenger RNA, 2325 nt
Organism: Lepus europaeus (European hare)
Lineage: Eukaryota; Metazoa; Chordata; Mammalia; Lagomorpha; Leporidae
Gene: NRROS
Product: negative regulator of reactive oxygen species
Exons: 3
Coding region: 94-2172 (692 amino acids)
Cellular component (GO): extracellular matrix
Molecular function (GO): protein binding
Source: RefSeq, a predicted model, not a curated record